UGGCCCGGGAGCUUGCCUCGCUUCUCUCACAGCCGGGACUGGCUGUUCUUUUAAAGGGAGUUGGGGCAGUCCCAGCAAUCGACCACAUGGUGACUGUUCCAAUAGCACAGUGGGAGCAGAAAGCGGUCGGUGCCCGAGAGCCGAGUUGCUGCCUUUGCAAGUGCUGGGUAUGUGUCUGUCUGUGUAAGAGAGAGAGAGGAUCGGGCGCUGCGAUUGGACCUCCCAGCCCCCUCUCUUUGCCUAUCCCCUCGCCUCUUUCUUUCACUAACUCUCCUUGUGUCGGACAGAGAUGCAAGAGGAUGGCUGGCUGGUCAGGAGGAGCUGGGAGCCCAGCUUUCAUGCUGAAGAGGUGCUGAGCUCUUGGGGACUGACGAGGGGCAGGGAGACCGCACCGUGAAGCCCCCUCCUCUCACUGGCUUGGCCGGGAUGAGGCUCCUGCUGGCCGCCCUGACUCUGCUCUCUCUCCGUGGCGGAUCGGCCUCCGCUGCGCCGAGCCGAGCGAAAAGUUUGCGAACUCUGCUCGCGGUUCCCGGUGUGCCGAGGAAGAGGCCCCCGGCCCGGGCGUUGCUUUCCCAAGAUGUUUUCUGGAGUGAUGGCCUUGACCGCUCUCUGGCCGCGGGCUUCUCCGAGCUGCACGUCAAGCGCUGGCAGCUGAAAGCCCGCUCCUCCCGGCUCGUCUCCUUGGACCCAGGCUGCGGCAGGUUGUCCAACAGGCUGGCCAGCUUCUCAGAUGGCACCAGAGCUUGUGUCAGGUAUGGCAUCAACCCCGACCAGGUGCUUGGCGAGACCCUUUCGUUCUAUCUCUCCAGGCUCCUGGGUAUUCACAACGUGCCGGCCCUGGCCCUGUCCAGGGUCAGUAUCAAUGCCGAGCAAUGGUUGGGGGUCAGGAGCGAUGUCCAAGGCUCUCAAUGGGCGGAUAAACCCAUCGUCAGUCUUACUGAGUGGAUCAGCAACCUCAGCGACGUGGUGACCCCGCCAUCCCUCCGGACAGAAGGAAGGACGCUGCACCCCAGCCUGAAAGAUCUCGCCAAUGUGACCAGCCAAGAGCUGAUAGAGCUUGUGCAAUGGUCAGACCUCAUCCUUUUCGAUUACCUGAUCGCCAAUUUCGACAGACUGGCCAGCAAUCUCCUGAGCCUGCAGUGGGACUCCAGGGUAAUGGAGAGGUCGACCAACAAUCUCCACCGGACUGCGAAGGGGGCUCUGGUCUUUAUCGACAACGAGGCGGGACUGAUCCAUGGGUACCGAGUGCUGUCCAUGUGGGACCGGUAUCACGAAUCACUGCUGAAGACACUCUGCAUCUUCCGGAAGGAAACCGCCAGGAAAAUCGCUGAGCUGCAUAAGUCCCAGAAUGUUGCCCAGCAGUUGUUAGAUCUGUAUAGGGAAAAUGAACCCCUGGCCUCUCAAAUGGGAUUCCUUUCUGAAGAACAUGCUCAGAUGUUGCAAAACAGAACUGAUCGAUUGUAUAAACACAUACUGCAAUGUAAAGCUAAAUAUAGUAAAUAAGUUUUCAUGGCUGUUUAAAUUUUAGAUUUUGUUUCAAGUUCCCCAUUAGAGUUAAAUUUCCUCCCCCCACCCCCAUUGUCUUUGCUGACGGGGAAGGGUGCUCCAGCCAUAUGGAUAAUAUUAACCAAUAGACCACCAGGAGGUGCUCUUGAUAAAAAUUCUGAGAGAUGCCUCUGGCUAAUUCUAUGGACGAUUGAUAAACUCCUGGCCUGAAAGAAGGAAAUCUAAAUUUGUAAUUUGCAGAGGGCUGGAAGCACUAUGUUGAGCAGAUGCAUUUGUUCUGUGGGUGUGGGCUAGCUGGGGCUGGUAUGAUGAACCAGAGACAACAAAAAUCAGAGAAGCCAUUGGGAGAUUCUUAUUCAAACUGUGUGUACGUAAAAAUUCUUAUUCUGACAUAUGUUCGGUUUUAAUGGCUUUAUUGUAACACCUUGGAAAUGAAAUUUGUAACAUAAAACAGCUGCCAAUUUUAAACACAACCCCAAUUCUGAGUUGCCAAUUUGCCUGUGUCACCACUUGCAAAUUUAAUUCUUCCUUGUACAGUUUCAAAAUGAGUAUACACCAUCAAUUUAUUGUUCUGGAGUGUACUCUAAACAAAACAGACUCUUGUUUUCUUUUAGUUACUGCAAUGUAGCUGCUUCCCAGCAGGUUCUACCUCAUGCCUAGCAUAUAAAGUGGCAGAUGAUUAUCUGGAUGGUGUCAGUCAUGCAGGUUCACCAUUGUGUGUGAAGUCACACAUUUUAAACUUAAAAUAAAAUACAUAUCACGUUACAGAUUGUUGAUGGUCGAGUCUUAUAAGUAGGAAUAGGAAUAGUCCAUUCAGCAUUUCAAGCUUGUUUUGCCAUUCAGUUAGAUUAGGACUAAUCAACAUAUUCCAGCCUUAGUGCCAUAUCCUUCGAUACCUUUUAACAAAAAAAGGCUAAUCUUUUUUAUGGAGAUUUUUAAUUGGCCCAGCUUUUUUGGGGAGGGUUCAGCUUUGUACUAAGCACUGUAAAGAAAAGUGCUUCCUGAUUUCCCUGCUAAGUGUGUUAGUUAUCUUAAAAUUACAGGCCCCUUAUUCUGAAUUCCCACAUUAAUGAUUAUUGGUCAGCAAUCCUAAAUAGAGUGAUUUUUCUGAUGUAUGAAGGCAUCUGCCUGUUAAGAAUUGUGACUGCACAUUUGAAGCUUGAGGAAAUUGAAUUUUCCUCCCAGAUUUCUCAAUCUCAUACCUCAGAUGAUAGAGUGGCCUGGAUUCACCAUUGAAAUAUUCAGUUACUGUAUGAAUGUAGCACUAUCAGUUCUAGUCUCAUUCAUUGCAAUUGAAGCCCACCUUUCUCUCUCUUUACAUGAUAGACAGGAAACGAUUGUUCUUGAUCCAUCUGUGCUAUAUAGUAGGAAGUAAUUGCUAGUGUCUGUGUCAGAUCAUGAAAGAAGGACUCUGUGCUGGGCAUUGGUAUUUUAAAAUGUCACAUAAAAGGGGGCUAUCUCAUAAAUUCAAAGAAAAAGUUGCCCAUCUCAGAAACGUAGGUGGAAUGGAAUGACAAUUCCGUAUAUACCCCAGGUUGAUUUUUUGAUAAAUUAUAUUUUUUAAAAAGCUGAUCAAGAUGGGAUGGAACAACGUGGGAAAUAAAUUGAGAAUUUAAAAUAGGAAAAUGUACAUUUCCUUUCAGAAUCUUGCAGCAACUGAUGUGUUAUUUUGUGCAUAUCAUUAGAUCAAUGAUAAUUAAAUACAUCCAAAAGAUUGCAACAAUUCCUAGUUUGGAAAUUAUGUGAAUCACAAUAAUAUUCUACUUUUUUGAAUUUGAAGCUUGGACUGUGUCAAACAGAAUUGACUUUGUUUAUAACUGUGACGAGGCUGAUCUCUCUCAAACCAAAUAAUUUCUGUUUGGAAAUGUGACCAAGCACUAUCUACAACAGCCCUAGUUUAUUCAUGAAACCAGCAUCUGCCUAACACAGGCUAGGUCCGAUUUAAAAAUGGGACAAUUAUUGAGAAGUUUUUUCUAAGUUAUACAUACUAUUUAAAUGCAAAUGCAUUGAUAACCAGGGAUUAACACUUUAAAGAAUUGGCACAAGAAAUAGUGGAAAAUGAGAAUGUUUUUCAGAGAUAGUUGUUAAUUUUUUUGUGAUAUGUAGUGGAGUAUUGGAAGCAAAUUCCAUAGAAGCUAUCAAAAGGCAAUUAACCAUCCGCUUAAAGAAACUCAUUUUCAAGAUUACAGGGAAAAUGUUGGGAUCUGGGUUAAAUUUUACAGCAUUUUGUUUUUACAAAAGCCCCAAAGGAUUCUUCUAUGAUGCUGUAUGAAUCAGUGAUACGGAAUUAGUUUUGGUUCUAAUUGUGAUUAGGAUCCAGUACUAUCUAAGGGGAGCUGGUAAACAAUCCCAUCUGUUGUUCCUGAAGUCGUGGCUUGUGAUGGCUUCUUGUGAUCUGUGAAUGUUAAUUAAGUAUCUUUGAUAUGCUCACAGAAAUUAAUUGAUUAAUUUGGGAAAUAUUCGUAUGUGUAGGAUUUACUUAACCAUUGGAAACAUUGUAAACUCAAAUUUGUCAGAAUCAUGCAAGCAGGCAAGUGAGUUCUCUAAAGAGUUCAGAAGUUGCAAUAUGCUGCCUAUGUAUACCUAUGGCAGUUAUUAGUCCAGAAUAGUUUUGAAAUGCUUACAGUGUCAAUCAUAUUUAGAAUGUUACAAUGAAAACAUUUGGUUUAAAAUGAGUAAAUAUUAACUGCUGCUUUGAGCCUUCAGUAAUUUGACCUGCUCAUCUUCAGUGUACAAAUUGUAACAACUCCAUGUGGAUAAAGUGUUUACAUCGGCUUACACACAGAAACGGACUAUUCAGCCAAUCAUUCUACAUUACUCAUUUUUAAUACAUUUAAAAUACCAAUGACAGGGUCAAGCCUCUUGCUUGUAACUGUGCUGAUAGUUUUUUUUGUUCAAGAAGGGUGAUUUGGUGGUGACCUAUCUAGUCACAUUCAAUGACAGCAUUCUGGAUUAUGGUCUUAGUAGAAAAUGAGGCACUUUCUAGUUGCAAGGCAAAUGCCUGAUAGUGUGCUCCAUAUGUUUUUGUGUUGAUAUUCAAGGCAGAGGUGGUUCCAAGGAAAUGGCUAUAUAACACCUGUGUCUAAAAUGAAAGCCAUCUGUUGUACAGUGAUGCUGCUUCUCAAAGAAGACAUUGUAAAGCAUAUAGUUUAGAACGAAAAUGAAAGACAUUUUAAUAAAUUAAUGGUUUAUAUUUUAGUCAUAAUCCAGCUAUUUUAAUUAAAUCUGCUAUUUCUACUGGUUAGACAUUAGCAGUUGAGGAAUAAUGAGGCAGUAAAGCAACGUAUCUAAAUGAAAAUGAGAUUUUGAAGUGAACAGGGAAUCAUCAAUUUGCUAUUUACAGUUGUGUAUUGACUGUCAACCACAGAGAAAGACACUCUUCAUCUUUUCAAAAGCCACCCAAUUCAAAUUGUUAAAAAGUAGAUGCUGUCUCUACAUUGGUACAGAUUGGUAUCUCUCAGGCAACACUUGAUUAUGAAAUUUUUGUUUUAGAAUUGCUGUCAGAAACUACCUGAGUGAAGAUGAUUUAUGUAGCAAGUUCCUCUACUUAAGUGGCACCUUGAACAGAUCCAGUCACAACCCUAUGAAGUACAGUGCAAUGUAGACUAAAAUACUAAUGCAUGUGCAAACAGCAGUGACAAUUUCAUGCUCACUUUGUAGGUCAGACUUCUCCAUUAAACUUAAUGCUUGGAAUUAGUUUCCAUCAAAAUCCAUGGGUAUGAAUGGUUGGGAGUGAGGGGGCAUAGGUGGGCAUCUCCAUUUUAAAAUCUACAACAUAUUCAUUAAAACUGCAGUAGACUGUGUAACCGUAUGGACAAUUAGGCUGUUAAUUGACAUGAUAGCUUGGUAACUGCUCCAUUCAUCUUAACAUUUUAUCAUCUCUUUAUUAAAAAAUUCAGGAAUUUUCUCAGGUAGCAAAAUAGGUUCACAAAUUACCUGGUGUGGUAUUAAUGAUACAUACCAGGUGUCUAUGAUUCAGUGCUCAAUCUGUGCUGAGUGAUCCAUUUCCUGCUGAGACCUUGAUGCACAGCACAGUGAUCCCUGAUAAUUUUGUUCAUUAUUUUUAAACAUACAUUCCUACAGCCUUGGCCAACUUUGACAUGAGACUUAAGUGUCUUUUAAAAUUUAAUAUCAUUUCCAAGUAAAGUGCAAUGACUGCACAAUGAAUCUUUGCAUAGCAUUCCCACAAGGCAAACGUUGAUCCUGGUUAAACCUCAUUCAGUGUAUCUCCAAACUAGCAGAAUAGGCAAGGGCAGAAAAUAUGGGAGGACAAAUAUUAUGAAGGGUGUUGUCAUGCAUGCUUCCCCUUUAAAAAAUCUCAUGGUUGCUGUUUAUUACUUGCUACCUAUCUCUCCAAACCCUCCUCACAUACAGAAUGUCAUGUAAAAACUGUCCAUGCAAGGUAUAAUUAGCUCUCUCUAGGUGUACGCCUUAGCAUAAGGAAAACAAAAAAGUUUGCAUUGUCCCUCUUCAGUAUUGUGAAAGGAGACAGCAAGUGAAAUUGGUUAGAAAGAGUAUGCAAAAUGAGUAUUUUGGGAGCAGUAUGUGUGGGCAUCUGGAUGAGAUCUGGGAUUUGGCAACAUUAGCUGAGUACAGAUUCCUUCUGCCCCACCCACACCCCCACCACCCUUCUCUAUUUCUCACACCUAAUUCAGAGGACAGAUAAGUGGUCUAAUGUAGUAGUUUACUGUAUCCAUACAUCCUUCCUGUAAUUACACACACAGUGCAGUGGUGGGAGGAUUAAAUUGUUGAGCAGAUGAAAGAAUGCACGCAGAGCACACACUGUAGAAUUACAUAUUAAAUAGAGCUUUCAGCACAAAAACCAGACCUUUUCAAUGGUCUAUAGCUGUGAUUAUGCUUUGCAUAUUAAUAGAUAUAAACAAAUCAUAAAUGUGUCUCCUUUAUUCAGUUUGCAGAAAUACAACCAGGAGUUAUCUGUCGUGUGGAUAUCUUUAAGAAUGAUUGUGGGUGAAGGGGUGGGAUGUGAUUUUGUAAUGCAUGCUUUUUCUGAUGCACUGCAAUUGAGUGACAUCUGUUUGACUAAUGUCAAGCUCAUUUAUUUCUUGAAAAACUGUUGUUAGUAUUGCUUUUGCUGGCAUACUUAAAGUGUGAUGGUUACUGAGUAAAAAGAAAAUCUUUCAAAUGAAUGUCAAAGAUGCUGAUGUGAUGGAUGCACACCCAAGCCCGAAAUUUUCCAUGGUGAAAUCUCUGGAAUUGCAACUCACAUUAUUUUGGUGAAGAUAUUUUAAAAAAUGGAGUCAGAUUCCAAUUGAAUCUGACUGUUCUAUGGCAAGGACUAAGUCAUGCGUCAACAGCCAAGGAGUGUGUAUGUAGCGUACUUAGCCACAGAUUGGAAUCUAUUUAUUUUAAUUUAUUGGCUAAAUCUUGAAAAUGUGUAUUAGUUCUGUGAUAUACAUUUGCUUUUUGUCCCUCUGAUGGUCAGGAUGAUGCACUGUUUGCACAGUGUAUGACUACACCAAUUCUAUCCCCUAUUGAUUCAUUGCAGAAUAGGUGCCCACACAGCGCAAGAUGGAAAUGAUGUGCAAGGCUUCAUCAAUUUAGUUCUCUUUCAUCACAUCCUGCCAAACAUCCAUUCCAUAUGUUCUUCAUUCUUUUGAAUGAAGGAGAAUCUUCUAAAAUCAAUCGCCUAAAACUGUAUUUCCUUGUCCUACUUCCACAGCUCAACUAGAAUUGAUAUUUCACAAUUACUUUACGCCAUUUUCAAUCUUUUACAGUUCCGGAACAUGCCCUGAAGGUUGAAGAAGGUGGGUUUCUCCAGUUCUUAGUUUUCCAAUUCUCCAGUACUAGGAACCAUACUUGUGGCCCUUCUCUGGGGGACAGUGCUUACUGCCUUGAAACAUUCCUAAGGUCUACUACACCUCUUGGUUACUCCAAACUACAUCUAAAAGUGUCAUCUCACUUUUAGAGGAUUUUCUGGGAUCACUAUGUUAGCGACAUCAUGAACAUAAUGGGAAGUUUUUUUUGAUGUUUGUUAUUUCUGGUGAAAUAAUGUUAAAGUGUGAUGUUUAUAAUUUUACUCAAAAUAGUGCUCAGAUGUCACUAAUGCAUGAUGGCUGUUGAAAGUCCUUCUUCACUUCAAUGUUGAAGUCUCCAGGUCAUUUUACACAGACUGAGAGUGUGGUGGAUUCCACAAUGUGUAGCUGAGAUAUCAUGUCUUUUACCAGUGUAUCCACAUAUUGCACAGCAUUAAGCCCUUUCUUUAAUGACGAGCCAUUUAUACUUGAAGUCUGUGGAAGUGUAUAACUUUUAUUUAAAUUUCUGCAGUGGCCAUUUGAUGUCCAGUGGAAAAGUGAAAUUUUUGUUUAUUAUUCACAAAUGUACAACAUCUCUCUAAUGCACCUUAUAUUUUGUUAAUAUGUUCUAAAGGAUGUCUGAACUAUUGUAUUAAGAUAUUGGAAGGCAUUAUCAAACUUAAAAAUGUUAUGCAUAAAAAUAAAAUAUUUGCCCACUC
This is a messenger RNA of Rhincodon typus (whale shark), 7978 nucleotides long. RefSeq names its product four-jointed box kinase 1 (gene fjx1). NCBI's taxonomy places the organism in Eukaryota, Metazoa, Chordata, Chondrichthyes, Orectolobiformes, Rhincodontidae. The transcript has a single exon. Bases 427 to 1503 code for a protein of 358 amino acids. Gene Ontology annotation, biological process: cell-cell signaling. The record is from RefSeq and is a predicted model, not a curated record.